Molecule: messenger RNA, 2742 nt
Organism: Labeo rohita (rohu)
Lineage: Eukaryota; Metazoa; Chordata; Actinopteri; Cypriniformes; Cyprinidae
Gene: tmprss3a
Product: transmembrane serine protease 3a
Biological process (GO): proteolysis
Cellular component (GO): membrane
Molecular function (GO): serine-type endopeptidase activity; protein binding
Source: RefSeq, a predicted model, not a curated record
GCAGGUGUUGCUCUCCACACGCCUCGCUUCCCUCCCACCGAUUUCAACCUGCCCUGCUUCACAUCACAAAGACCUUCAUCCUUUCUCUCCUUAAACUACCAAAGCAUUUAAAGGACACAAGGUGUAUGUAACCUUCAAGCUUCAAAUUCAAACUCAAUUAUCAAAUCAAAUUUUCAAUUACUCAAACUAGCUAAGGUUAAAAAAAAGGUUUUGUUAUGCCAUCAUUCAAAGUUUGUCUAUUGGCAUUGUGUUCAGAUUUGUGUAUUCAUGCAAAUACAACAAACCACAAACAAAUGCUGAAAAUAAAACCAGACUAACCCCAUCUUUCGUUCACCUCCCAGCCUACUGUAUGCUUUUCCUGGACUUUGUCUUGGCCCUAAAGUGUCACAAUCAUGGCCGGUUCCAUGUUAAUUUUCAGCUCAGCACAAUAAAUCAUUAUAAAGUCAAUCUUUUCAAUAUCUUCAUAUUGGUCUCCUAAUUUUUAAAGCCCCUCCGUGCACCUCUGUAUUUGAUCGGGGCCACAGGCCUCUCUGUAAGCUGAGCUGUGUUGAGGGAGACUUGGGCCAUCUGAUCCACUCACAAUGACAUGACUUCUCAGCACUCCACUGAUCAGAUGUCCCUCUGUACCGCUAAGAGUCUCACUGUGUAAUAGUGAGAGUUAAGAAGACCAGAGGAGAACCAAAAUGAACAGAUCAACAGAAAGACAAAGUUUCAAGCUAAUCAGACAACAUGGACUUUAUAACUCUAUUAGUCAAAUCUGAAAUCAACUGUAUAUGUUUGAGUGCUGUUAAGAUGAGUGUAUGAAGUAAGUCAUGGCUAAUCCAGAGGAGCUUGAGUCUACAGCAGGUGUAGAUGCUGGGGCUGAUGUCAAUGGAGGAUCUAUUUCCUGUAGAGACACAACACAAACAGAUGGUCAGGGAACAACUGAUCAGACACAUCCUCAGAAAAUAGAGGUCGUUUCUGUAACUGAGGAGGACAUUCCUUCUGUGGACACCCCAACUCUGCUCAAGGCCAGUCCACUGGACAGUUCAAGUGCCAGUCCCAGUCCUGCACAAGAUGACAGCACCAUUAAACCAACCAAAGACCCUCUAACAGAAACCCCCUCAGCCCAACCCAGCCUUUCAAUGCCAGUUACCAAAGUCCAGCCCUUUGUUGCAGCUGAGGAGAAAACACUUCGGGGAAGACUGUUUGCACGCAGGAUGGAGAUACUGAUCGGGGCUUGCAUCAUGCUCACUCUCAUUAUUGUACUUGGAAUUGGAUUGGGCGUUGGAUUAAGCUGCACAGGAAAGUUUCGAUGCGGCUCCUCUGGUGUCAGCAUGUCGGCACAAUGCGAUGGGCAUUUUGACUGUGAACACGGAGAAGAUGAGCUCAGCUGUGUGCGUCUGAGCGGGAAGAGCUCUGUACUUCAGGUGCUCAUUGAGGGCGUCUGGAGAACUGUUUGUGCUGAGAACUGGGACGCUGACCUUUCCCUCGCUGCUUGCAAACAGCUUGGAUAUUUGAGAUAUGUGGAAUCAAAAGCUCUUCCACUGUCGUCUGUUGAGCAGGCCUUCCAAAGUAACCUGGUGUCAAUAAGUAUGAACCACACAAAUGUCCAGCAGGCCAUCAAGAUACACAACAUAUCCAGUUUCAGUAAAACUCAGUGCAGUCUGGGGAUGAUAACAACACUUAAGUGCAUAGCUUGUGGCACCAGACCUAAGUUCAGUGCUCGUAUAGUUGGCGGUAACCUGUCGGUUGAGGGUCAGUUCCCCUGGCAGGUGAGCCUGCACUUUCAGAAUGAGCACCUGUGUGGAGGCUCCAUUAUAUCAUCUCGCUGGAUACUGACUGCUGCACAUUGUGUAUACGGGUUUGCAUACCCUGUUCUGUGGACGGCCUAUGUAGGUUUGAUUGAUCAGCCGGUUAAUGCGGCCCAGUCCCUCGCUGUGGAGAAGAUCGUUUACCACAGUCGCUACAGACCCAAGGGCUUGGACCAUGAUAUAGCUCUGAUGAAACUGGUGCAGCCCCUCAACUUCAAUGGUUUUGUAGAGCCUAUUUGUUUGCCGAACUUUGGGGAGGAGUUUGAGGAUGGCAAAAUAUGCUGGAUCUCAGGAUGGGGUGCCACAGAUGAUGGGGGUGAAGGGAGUGUAUCGCUGCACUCAGCAAGAGUCCCACUGAUCUCUACAAAGGCCUGCAGUCAGCCGGAGGUUUACCAGGGUUAUUUAUCACCAGGCAUGAUCUGCGCAGGGUACUUGGAGGGGGGAACAGACUCCUGCCAGGGUGACAGUGGUGGCCCACUGGCUUGUGAGGAUUCAUUCACAUGGAAAUUGGUGGGAGCCACGAGCUGGGGACAAGGCUGUGCAGAGAAAAACAAACCUGGGGUUUAUACACGUAUCACACAGUCCCUCACCUGGAUACAUAUGCAGAUGGAGAGAGAAGAAAUGCAGCAUCCGUCUACUACAAGCUCUGAUUACUGAAACAUACAGUUUAAUUAUGGGGAGUAACGCACUUCAGGGAGCUGAAUCCAGGCAGAAAAGACAAACCCUGGUCACUGUAUGUCAUAUAGAGGCACAGCAUAAGAAACCAUUAUAUUACAUGCAAUCAAAUCUGUAAAAGUUUUAUUUGGUGUAAGUAGUCUUAUACAGUACUUGCUAUUGUUUUAAGAAAUACCUGCCAAACAAUCCUCUGAUGUGUCAUGAAUGAGUAAAUACACAAAUAUUUCCAGAGACACAAGUGACAAGGUGCUUAUGUCUAAUAUGCAAUAAAUAU